GUUGUUGACCUUCUGACUCUAACGACCAAUCAGCGACCGAUUUAAGAUACAAACACCAAUCAGCGCAGAGUAUUCUCCACUAACCGGAUCAUCCCGUGCCGGACCUUCUAACGGGAGCGGUCCUCCCCUGCAGGUCCUGACGACCGGCUCUGGGUCGGUUCUGAGUUCGGGAUGGCGAACGUGCUGUUGAAGCUAGCUGGCGGUCCUCGUGUUGUCACGCGCCUUCGCCCCUUGACUUGUCUUCAAGGUCGUUCUUCGGUUCCGGAGGUCCAAGCAAACCACUUUCACGCUCACGCCGCGCUGCUAAACUCCAACCGGUCGUCGGUGGUCCGCUGCGGCCGGCAGAAAUACGAGAGGCUGUACCCGGUGAUACUGGUCCGUCCGGACGGGUCCACCAUCAACAUCCGGUACAAAGAGCCCAGACGGAUCCUGCAGAUGCCGAUAAAUGUGGCGACUUUGUCUGAAGAGGAGCGCCGGAGCCGACUGAAGAAGAAGGAAGUGAAGGCGCCCAAAAGCCAGACAGCUGAGGUGCAAGAGGAUGACUUCAGCGUGGAGCACUACAGCCACCUGUGGAAGAAGAAGUGAUGCACCUGAACGCAGCAGCGAUGGAGAACUCCAACACAGGGACUGUGAAAUGUUCAGGAACUCCCUAAAAAUAAAACAAAUGUGCAGAAA
Messenger RNA from Oryzias melastigma (Indian medaka), 675 nucleotides. It is a transcript of the gene mrpl55, whose product is annotated as mitochondrial ribosomal protein L55. The record is from RefSeq and is a predicted model, not a curated record. The transcript has 3 exons. Gene Ontology annotation, biological process: translation. Gene Ontology annotation, molecular function: structural constituent of ribosome. Lineage: Eukaryota; Metazoa; Chordata; Actinopteri; Beloniformes; Adrianichthyidae. Gene Ontology annotation, cellular component: mitochondrial large ribosomal subunit. The coding region runs from base 172 to 585 and encodes 137 amino acids.